AUGGCACCAAGUCAAAAGGUGACAAAAAAGUGGGAGAUCUUCGCGGGCCGAAACAAGUUCUUCUGCGACGGCUACCUAAUGACGGCACCAAACUCGGGCGUAUUUUACUUCACGGUAAUACUGAUCACCGCCACCAGUGGAUUGUUUUUUGUGUUCGACUGUCCUUUUCUGGCACAAAAAAUCACACCCGCGAUACCGAUCAUCGGUGGCAUCCUGUUCAUCUUCACUCUCAGCGCUCUAUUCCGCACGGCGUUCAGUGAUCCAGGCAUCAUUCCCCGAGCGUCCCAGGACGAGGCGGCGUAUAUCGAGAAGCAGAUCGAGGUGCCGAACUCGCUCAACAGUCCUACCUAUAGGCCGCCGCCCCGCACGAAGGAGGUCUUCGUGAAGGGGCAAACGGUAAAGCUUAAGUAUUGCUUUACGUGUAAAAUAUUUCGACCGCCGCGAGCCUCCCACUGCAGUUUGUGUGAUAAUUGUGUUGAUCGAUUCGAUCAUCACUGUCCGUGGGUGGGCAACUGCGUCGGGAAGCGAAACUACCGGUUCUUCUACAUGUUCAUCGUCUCUCUAGCUUUCCUAGCAGUUUUCAUUUUCUCCUGCACAACCACGCAUAUAGUAAUGUUAUUAAAGGAAGAUAAUCAGUUCAUUGACGUCGUCAAACGGACGCCUUCCAGUGUGAUAAUAGCGAUAAUUUGUUUCUGUUCUGUGUGGUCCGUUAUCGGGUUGGCAGGAUUUCACACCUAUCUUACUACGAGUGAUCAAACAACGAAUGAAGAUAUCAAAGGUUCAUUUAGCUCAAAAGGUGGCCAACAGGUGAUAAAUCCUUAUUCGCAAGGUAACAUUUGUUUAAACUGCUUCCACAUCUUGUGCGGUCCCAUAACGCCAUCUCUGAUCGAUCGUCGCGGUGUCGUAACAGACGAGUAUCGAACGCAAAUGCAGGCGUCAGACAAGUACAACAGUGCCACUGUGCCACCACUAGUCGUGAUGCAACCGGGAAUGGAUAACCUUAACAAACAUUACAGUUUGGAACACGAACUACAAACUGCAUCAACGGGAGGAGGUGGAGUCUAUCGACAGCGAAGCUAUGAUAACUUACAAAAUGAUAAGUCCAACAGUGUGGCGCAUCUGGUAGAGAACGAGGUGCCGCUUUCGACAACGGGUAACGUUUCGAUGCUAACCGGCGUAGAAGAUACCACUACCACCACCGUACUGCUAGACGAGGACGGCAUGGAACUAGAAACAAGGACGAUAGGUGCGCCUCCCGAUAGUUCCGACAAUCGGUUGACCGGUAGUUAUACGAAUUUGUUCCGCGAUUCCAUUGCAAACGGAACGAACGCCACCAACAUUUCGAAGGGGAACUAUCACUCCAGCAUGAUGAUGAGCGAGUGCGACAAGAUUCAAAGUGCAGACGAGAUCAUCAACGUAAGCGAGCUGAUGAUGGUGUGCAGCGUGAGUGGACACGAAAACGUCUACAGCAACGUACCACCAGCCCAGAUUUCCCCGUCGGGAUCGGCCGUCGGUUUGCUGUCACCGAAGCGGGCAAGUUUCGGAAGCAGUAACAUGUCGGCCGCGGACGUUUCCUCACCGAUUAGCGGCUCUAGCGGACUUCAGCACGUGUAUUCGAACGUAUCUGGUUCCGGUGGUGCCGUUUCAGAAUUGUCCUCGCCUCCCGUGCCAAUAGGUCCACCAUUGCAGCAGCAUCAGCAGCUGCAUCACCAUCAAGGAUUAGGGAACAAUGGUCCUCAUCAUCAGCAACACCACGGGUUGGAUGACCCGUCGCAGCUGCUCAGCUCGUCGUUCAUUUGCAACGAUCUCGACCUGGAUGAUCCCGUACUGUCCAGCUCUUUCGCCGCGCCAAAAAGCCUGGGUUCAGCUGGCAAAUUAUCGUCCGGGUCCAGCACAGUGCAUGGAGCUGUAUCGCAACAGCAACACGUUAAACCACCUCAACCGAUUAUCAGCACGGUGGAGAUGAAAAAUGUCAUCAAAACGCUUGAUCCGAACGUGAUCAUUCAGCAGUCGUCGAACGGUUCCGGAACGGUGCCGAUUGCCGCUUCGGCGACCUCCUCAAUAGGUGCCAAUCCAGUUUCCAGCAAUGGCAGCACUUCAACGGCACACCACGCGAACGGCGGCUCGCCAAUGUUCAUCUCCCCGAGCGCCAGUCGGAUGCGUUUGUUGCAAGAAUCAACUAUGAUUGACACUGCGCUCGAUCUGGACAGCUUGGACGGUUCCAUCGGAAACCACUCCCAGUCGUGCCUGGUGAAGACGGCCAUCGUGUAAAGGAAGUCGUCCUAUCGAAACUUCGAUUGCGUUUCAAGUGGUUGAUGGCUUGGAAAAGGCCGAAACUAGAACGUUACCCACACACAUAUACACCAGUUGGUACAAACAUAUGGCAACCAAACAUGGCAGGCGAGCGUAGGGGUAUGUGCAAGCUGCACCAAACUGCAUCCUGAUCGCAUUGCUGCAUUGAAGGGGUCUUACUGUAAGUAAGAUAAAAUACGAACAAAUCAAAGCAUACCACAUCAUCUGUAUCGUAGUAACAAAAAUGUGUAUAUAACGUGAUGGGGGGAAGUAACAAAACGUGACCUCAAAGCAGAUACGAACAGCGUUAAUGAUCCGUUCUGUAUUAGCAGAGACGGCUUACGGCGAUACAUUUUUAGAGAUGGACAAGAACCGAGGACGUUCAACCAUUUCCUCGGUGGCAUCGACAAAUGACCACCUUGUGGCAACUACAUGAUAGACGAAUUCAAAUGAUAGACCAGUGUGAUCAGAGUCACACAAUACAGUAUUGGAGACUAACAGAAAUAUU
Messenger RNA from Anopheles nili, 2800 nucleotides. RefSeq names its product palmitoyltransferase app (gene app). The record is from RefSeq and is a predicted model, not a curated record. The transcript is spliced from 8 exons. The coding region runs from base 1 to 2271 and encodes 756 amino acids. Gene Ontology annotation, cellular component: Golgi apparatus; endoplasmic reticulum. Gene Ontology annotation, molecular function: protein-cysteine S-palmitoyltransferase activity. Lineage: Eukaryota; Metazoa; Arthropoda; Insecta; Diptera; Culicidae. Gene Ontology annotation, biological process: peptidyl-L-cysteine S-palmitoylation; protein targeting to membrane.